This is a messenger RNA of Myxocyprinus asiaticus (Chinese sucker), 622 nucleotides long. Its product is annotated as zymogen granule membrane protein 16-like. The transcript has 3 exons. The coding region runs from base 1 to 498 and encodes 165 amino acids. NCBI's taxonomy places the organism in Eukaryota, Metazoa, Chordata, Actinopteri, Cypriniformes, Catostomidae. The record is from RefSeq and is a predicted model, not a curated record.
AUGUGGCCCUGCCAGGAUAAAGCUGUACUGCCCCAGCAUGACAAAAGCAAAGCAACUUUACCUGACUUUUACUCUUAUUCACUUGCUGUUGGGGAUGGCAGUGGGAAUGAAUAUUCCACUGCACACGAGGGUCACAUCACUGGUGUCAGAGUUUGGGAAUACUUUUGGGGAAGCUUUAUCAGCGGGAUCCAGCUGAGAUACGACAGUAACUGGACGGAAAUCGUUGGUUCAAAUUAUGGCACUCCAAUGGAGAUGGAACUCUUUGACAAAGAAUCCAUUUCUCAGGUCUCUGGAAAGUAUUACAAUGGCUACAUCUACGAGCUUAUGUUUGUCACUAAUCAGGGAUGCUCCUUUAAUGUGGGACUGCCUGCUGGAAGCUCGUUUAACUUCUACCCGACCCACAGAGAAAGUGAACUACGUUUUCUCAGUGGUCGACAGAAUGGCGGUGGUAUCACCUCCAUUGGGGCUCACUGGGCCAUGGUUCACAACUGUGUUUGAAAAAACUUAAUCAUUGCCCCAGUCAUCUUCCUUCCUUCCCAGUACAGCAAACGAUGUAGUCAAUUAUGAAAAAUGGACAGCUAACAAAAUUGUAUAAAAUAUAUAUUAAUAAAAACAUAUUAAA